AUGAGAUUAUUUGCGAGUUUGCUAUUAGUAUUACUCGUAGCUGCUAUAAAUGUAUCUGGUCAAGGCGCAUGUUUGAAUUCAAAAUGUCCCGUUGGAUUUUAUUGUGAGGAUGUGGGUGGUACUGCAACCUGUAAGCCAAGUUCUAGUAGUGCCGGUCAGCCUGCUACCGAUGCUGGUGUAGAAAUAACAUGUUUAAAUUUACGUUGUAAAGCCUAUGAAACCUGUCAAAUGGAAAAUGGAAAGCCAGUCUGCAAGGCAUCCGGUCAGACUUCAUCUUCUGGAACCUCUGGUGGUGGUUGUCAGAAGGAAGGAGACUGUGGUUACGGAUACUGGUGUGAUACCAACGACCACCAGUGCAAACCAUGGUCUUCCUCAUCGUCGUCCUCCGGUCAAUCCUCGUCGUCAGGAUCAUCCGGUACCUCUGGUGGUUGUCAAAACGAUGCUCAAUGCGGUUGGGGCAAAUGGUGUGACACCUCCGAUGGUCAAUGCAAGCCAUGGUCAACCUCUGGUUCCACCUCCGGUCAGACUUCAUCGUCAGGUAGCUCAUCCGGUGGUUGUCAAAACGACGAACAAUGUGGUUGGGGUAAAUGGUGUGAUCACAUCGAUGGAAAAUGUAAGCCAUGGUCACCAACCAGCUCCUCAUCCGGUCAAACUUCAUCGUCUGGUACUUCCGGUGUACAGUGUCAAAAGGACGUAGACUGUGGUUGGGGUAAAUGGUGUGAUACCGCCACUGGUCAAUGCAAGCCAUGGUCAACCUCUGGAUCAACCUCAGGUCAAACUUCAUCUUCUGGUAGCUCCUCAUCCUCAUCAUCAUCAUCAUCCUCUGGUGGUAGUUCAUGUGCCAACUUCAAAUGUUUCGACGGAUUGAUUUGUGUUGUCCAAAACGGUGUCCCAACCUGUGUCCAUGCCUCUUCCACCUCCGGUCAAACUUCAUCGUCAGGUAGCUCAUCCUCAUCCUCCUCAUCUGGUGGUUGUCAAAACGACGCUCAAUGUGGUUGGGGUAAAUGGUGUGAUCUCUACAGUGGUCAAUGCAAGCCAUGGUCAACUUCCGGCCAAACCUCGUCAUCCGGUUCAUCGUCUGGCCAUGACAAAUGUUGGGGAUACCAUUGUGAACAACGUGGAGACAAGGGUGCAUGUGUACCAGACAAUAACAAUCACUGCAGCGAUGUCAUGAGUCAAUCUAAACUAUCACUUUUGAAACAAAAUGAAACUAGCAAUAAAGAUAUUAACAAUAACAAUAUAAAUAAUAACGAUAGCAAUAACAAUAGUAAUAGUAAAAUAUUGCAAUAUCAUUUAUCAUAUUCUUAUUUCUUAAUUUCCCAAGUCUUAAACCGUAUUGAACAUAGAUCAAAACUUCAUUUACCUACCAAUUUUCAAGAUGUACAAACUCUAAGCGAAAUCCUUUCACAAUACACCGAUGAUAACUAUUUCAUCGUAAUGAGUACUUUUGGUUUUAUCUAUAUAUUUUUACAAGCAUUUUCAAUACCGGGAUCGAUUUUCUUAAGUUUUUUGUCGGGCGGUCUGUUUGGAUUGUGGGUUGGAUUCCCUUUGGUUUGUUUGGUCGCUACGAUUGGCGCAGUCUGUAGCUAUCUCAUUUCGUUUCACAUCUCGUCGCCUCUCCUAGAGGUACCCGUUUCAACGUUUGCUUUCGGUACUUUCAUUGGCAUCAUGCCAGCGACAUUCCUUGCCGUCAAGGCUGGCUUGGCAAUUCAAGAGAUAAGCAAACCCGGUGAUAUUUUCGAUGCUAAAUCCAUUGCAUCCAUGGGAUUGCUGGCAAUACUCUCUAUAUUGCCAACUCUUGAGCCUGUUCGUCGACGACUGGAUCAAAUUAUCAAUCGUAAUAAUAAUGCUACUACUAUUACCAAUAACAACAAUAACAACAACAAUAUCAACAAUACCAACAAUAAUAAAACAAAAUUAUCAUAA
This is a messenger RNA of Heterostelium album PN500, 1926 nucleotides long. RefSeq names its product TVP38/TMEM64 family protein. Lineage: Eukaryota; Evosea; Eumycetozoa; Acytosteliales; Acytosteliaceae. The transcript is spliced from 8 exons. Gene Ontology annotation, cellular component: endoplasmic reticulum membrane. The record is from RefSeq and is a predicted model, not a curated record. The coding region runs from base 1 to 1926 and encodes 641 amino acids.